Cotesia congregata is the source of this 1086-nucleotide messenger RNA. NCBI's taxonomy places the organism in Eukaryota, Metazoa, Arthropoda, Insecta, Hymenoptera, Braconidae. The record is from the annotation of a GenBank genome assembly.
AUGGUAUGCGCUUUCGACCGUUCGGCGGCUACAGCUUCGCUCCCUUCUUCUGUAGUCUCGUUGCCCCCUCUUGAUACGUACUACACUUAUACUCUUCACUCUUCAAUACUACUCGUGGUGACGCGUAGACGAGAAGAAGAACGUCCCCGCGUGAGCGGUGGCGUAAGAAGUGCUGGAGGUGGACCAGGAGGACGACGAGGUGUCGUGGUGUUUGCAGAAUCACCUGUCAGCUCUUUAGCAGGUGUUCAAGGAGGUUAUGGUCCAUCAGAGGAGGGAGUGUUCGGGGUAAUAUCAUCAUCGUCGGGAUCGAGACACGGUGACUACCGCUGUGAUGUAUUGGACUCACCCUCGUCAUCACGAUCAAACGAGUUCAUCGAUAUACCAUAUUCAUCAGACCGGGUGGGUGUCGUCAGUGUUGGUGUCGGAAGGACGUCGAUUGUGAGCAGAGGGUUGCCGGGUGUGGUGCCUUCAGCCCGCGGCCUGGCCGGGAGUCCGGGUGACGACGAGGUCAGUGGAGGAUGGAGUGACCUACGUCGUCAUCCCCCGGAACGACUAAGACACGGAGCUGGCGGCGGUAGUAGUUUUGGUACCGAACGGCUGCUUCUCGACUCCGACGACGAGGAAGAGGAAGAAGACGAGGAACUCCUCGACGAGUACCAGGAAGAUCACGCGGAGAAAGAAAAAUUCCACCCGGGGGAGCACCUGGAAGUGGAGGCGGAGGAGAAGCAGCCGGCAAUGUCUAGGCAGUCCAACCGGAUCACUGAACGGGACUUUAGAGAACGCGAUUUUCGGGAACAACGUGGCGAUAUAAGGGACCGCGGCGCCGUUUCUGCCCCAUCUGGGGACCACAGACCGCUGAUUGACGAGCACCUGCCCAGGAGACAACACAGAGACAGAGAUCGCGACGCUGAUUACGAUUAUGAGCACAGUGCUACCGCUGCUACUGCGUCUUCCACUCAUACCAAUAAUCCGGUGAGUUUUUACCAUCACUAUCAUCAUCAUCAUCAUUAUCAUCAUCUUCUUCUUAAUUUAUAUUUAUUUAUUUAUAUUAGACAUUUGUAUAUAUUUUAAUUUAAUUUAAUUUAA